This is a messenger RNA of Carlito syrichta (Philippine tarsier), 1760 nucleotides long. RefSeq names its product solute carrier family 6 member 18 (gene SLC6A18). The transcript is spliced from 12 exons. The annotation marks the transcript as partial. Gene Ontology annotation, biological process: sodium ion transmembrane transport. Gene Ontology annotation, cellular component: plasma membrane. NCBI's taxonomy places the organism in Eukaryota, Metazoa, Chordata, Mammalia, Primates, Tarsiidae. The record is from RefSeq and is a predicted model, not a curated record.
AUGGCGGGUGCCCCGGGGGACGAGAGGCCCCGCUGGGACAACAAGCUGCAGUACUUUCUGAGCUGCCUGGGCUUUGCUGUGGGGCUGGGGAACGUCUGGCGCUUCCCCUACCUAUGCCAGACCCACGGGGGAGGCGCCUUCCUCAUCCCCUACCUGGUGGCUCUGGUCUUCGAGGGCAUCCCCCUGUUCCACAUUGAGCUCGCCAUUGGCCAGCGGCUGCGGAAGGGCAGCAUCGGGGUGUGGACGACCAUCUCCCCCUACCUUGGCGGAGUAGGGCUGGGCUGCUUUACCGUGUCCUUCCUGGUCAGCCUGUACUACAACACCAUCCUCGCAUGGGUGCUGUGGUAUCUCCUCAACUCCUUCCAGCACCCGCUGCCCUGGAGCUCCUGCCCACUGGACAGCAACAGCACAGGGUUCUUGGAGGAGUGCCAGGCCAGCAGUGCCGUCAGCUACUUCUGGUACCGACAGACACUGAACAUCUCGGCUGACAUCCACGACAGUGGCACCAUCCAGUGGCGAAUACUCAUCUGCUUGGCUGCUUGCUGGGCGGUCGUGUACCUGUGUGUCAUCAGAGGCAUCGAGACCACUGGGAAGGCCAUUUACUUCACAGCCUCGUUUCCCUACCUGGUCCUGACGGUCUUCCUCAUUCGAGGACUGACCCUGCCCGGUGCGACGGAAGGGCUGACUUACCUGUUCACUCCCAAAGUAGAAACUCUGCAGAACCCUCGCGUGUGGCUGGAUGCAGCCACCCAGAUCUUCUUCUCUCUGUCCCUGGCCUUUGGAGGACACAUCGCCUUUGCAAGCUACAACCCACCCAGGAAUGACUGCCAGAAGGACGCCGUGGCCAUCGCCCUGGUCAACAGCAUGACAUCCCUGUAUGCGUCCAUUGCCGUCUUCUCCAUCCUAGGCUUCAAGGCGACCAAUGACCACAGGCACUGCCUGGACAGAAACAUCCUCAGCCUCAUCAACGAGUUUGACCUCCCUGAGCAGAGCAUGUCCAGGGACGACUACACGGCCGUCCUCUCGCACCUGAAUGCCACCCAGCCAGAGAGGAUAGCGCAACUCGCCCUGAGGACCUGCCGCCUAGAAGACUUCCUGGACAAGAGCGCCUCGGGCCCAGGCCUGGCCUUCAUUGUCUUCACGGAGGCUGUCCUUCACAUGCCGGGCGCCCCUGGCUGGGCCGUGCUCUUUUUUGGUAUGCUGUUUACCCUGGGCCUGUCGUCCAUGUUCGGGAACAUGGAGGGGGUCAUCACGCCACUCCUGGACAUGGGGAUCCUGCCCCGAUGGGUGCCCAAGGAGGCCCUGACUGGGCUGGUCUGCCUGGUCUGCUUCCUGUCUGCCACCUGCUUCACGCUGCAGUCCGGAAACUACUGGCUGGAGAUUUUCGACAGUUUCGUCGCCUCCCUGAACCUGAUCAUCUUUGCCUUCUUUGAGGUCGUGGGUGUCAUCUACGUUUACGGGAUGAAACGGUUCUGCGACGACAUUGCGUGGAUGACCGGGAGGCGACCCGGCCUCUACUGGCGGGUGACCUGGAGGGUCAUCAGCCCCCUAAUGCUGCUGACUGUCAUCGUGGCCUAUAUCAGCCUCCUGGCCCGGAAGCCACCCACCUACAGGGCCUGGGACCCCCAACACGCGCAGUUCCCCUCGCGGCAGGAGAAGCUCUACUCAGGCUGGGUGUUGGCCACCUGCAUGCUGCUGUCCUCACUGCCCACGCUAUGGAUCCCGGGGGCCGCGCUAGCCCUGUUGCUCUCCCGGCAGGG